AUGCCUGAGCGAGUCCGAGCUGGCUUGUGGAACCGAUCAAAGCAGCUGGAUCACUUUGAUGUCUUCCUGUCCCACACCUGGCUGACCAAAGGACGGUCCAAGUUCCUGUCCUUGGCCUUGCAGUGCGGGUGGCGCCACAUUGUUCUCAGCUGGUUCCUUGCAGUGCUCUUCGUAGAGUCCCUGGUUCUGAUGGAUCUCCUGCCUAGCCACACCCAACUGAAGGCCACGGGAACUUCUGCCUCUUUAAGAGAGAUGUCCAGAGGGGCCUUUUUUGGGAUCGAAGAUGACGUGUGA
Messenger RNA from Symbiodinium pilosum, 294 nucleotides. Lineage: Eukaryota; Dinophyceae; Suessiales; Symbiodiniaceae. The record is from the annotation of a GenBank genome assembly.